Messenger RNA from Carassius carassius (crucian carp), 804 nucleotides. RefSeq names its product fucolectin-1-like. NCBI's taxonomy places the organism in Eukaryota, Metazoa, Chordata, Actinopteri, Cypriniformes, Cyprinidae. The record is from RefSeq and is a predicted model, not a curated record. The coding region runs from base 1 to 804 and encodes 267 amino acids. The transcript is spliced from 7 exons.
AUGCUCUUGUCAUAUCUGACCAUCACAGAGAAUUUGGCAUUGAGAGGAAAGGCUGUACAGUCAUCCACAUUUUCCACCUGUGGAGCUGCAAACGCCAUCGACGGCAUCAGAUACUCUCCUUCAGGUAAACCCUAUCCAGAAGAAACCUAUACAUACUGCUCCCACACAGAUAAGGAGCUCAACCCGUGGUGGAGGCUGGACCUGCUGGAUUCUUACUCCAUUUACAAAGUUACCAUCACCAACAGAGGAGACGGCUGGCUGGAUCAAACGACUGGAGUAGAGAUCCGCAUCGGAAACUCUCUGGAAAACAACGGCAACAACAAUCCCAGAUGUGGUGUCACUUCAUCUUUCCCAGCAGGCAGUUCUGUCAGUUUCUCUUGCGGUGGAAUGGAAGGUCGUUAUGUGAACAUGUACAUUCCUAACAUCCAGAAGUAUCUCACACUGUGUGAAGUGGAGGUUUAUGGAACAGGUGUCAGAGUUAAGGCACGAUACUGCCACCUGGGCACUCAACCAGCCAGCAAAUCAGAUUUAAGAAGACUGCAACAGACUGUUAGGACAGCAGAAAGGAUCAUUGGUGUGCACCUGCCCAGUCUUCAGGACUUGUACAACGCCAGAGUGAAGAAAUGGGCAGCCAAGAAGCAGAUGAUCCGAGUGCAGGUGAAAGCUGCUGAGAAUGUGGAUGAAGCUGAACUGAAGGAGCUCGUCUUAAACAAGUUAAAUCAGACGCUGAGCGAUCAGGACGUCAUAAUGACAUGGAGGACGCAACCCAACGGGGAAGUCUUCCAGAAGAAAGGACUGUACUGA